AAAAACAAUUGGACGACGUUGACAACGACAACAGAUUCCCAGCUCAUCGUUCCUGCUCUCGACGCUUCUUUUCCUCAUAGAUGGCUGCGAGACGCUUGCCAAUGCGCAGCCUGCGUGCAUCCUUCUACAUCUCAGAAGCUUCAUAAAGCAUCGGAUAUUCCCUCUGAUAUUCGUCCCAUUCCUGAUGGUGUAUCUUUCCAGGACAGAGGCAUACACGUCGAGUGGGUAGACAAUCACAAAUCGUUCUACGAGCAUUCUUUCUUGGAACGCUACUCAUCACCUUCGCGACUGUCGUCUUUUCACAAAGAUGUACAACCGACAUCUUGGGAUGUAUUUACCAUCUACCAAGCGCCUGACCUCUAUAUGGCCUACGAAGCCAUAAAAAACCCUUCCCAGCUUCUAUCUGCCAUCACACAGCUUACUCGUUAUGGACUACUCUUCCUCACAGGUGUCCCAAACACCGAGCAUACAAACGAGAAAUGCGAGCUCCGCAAACUUGCCAAUAUUUUCGGCCACAUUCGCCCAACCAUCUACGGGGAGUUGUGGGAUGUUAAGAACAUCCACAACAGCAAAAAUAUUGCCUAUACUGAUCUUGACUUAGGCAUGCACAUGGAUCUCCUAUACUUCGAACACCCUCCUCGAUAUCAGAUUCUCCACUGCCUUCGCAAUCAGGUCGUAGGCGGAACUUCGCGUUUUGUUGAUGGUCUUCGCGCGGCGGAGACGUUGCGUGAGACCCAUCCAGCAGACUUCGAUACCCUGGUGACCACACCGGUCCCAUUCCAUUACAUCAAUGACAGACACCACCUUCACUACGAGCAUCCCACUAUCGAACUCGCUUCGUUGCCCCCAGCAAUGGGCACUGGCUCAUCCACAACCGGUAUCUCUGCACCCGGCGUGCCAGAAAUAAAGGACAUUAAUUAUUCCCCGCCUUUUCAAGCUCCUCUGCUGUUAGAUUCGACUCCUCCCGCAUUUUACGGUGCCCUGGGACGCUACGCUGCUCUGCUUGAUGACCCUACGAACUACCUAGAGUAUACUCUGCGCGAAGGCGAUGCCGUCCUAUUCGACAAUCGGCGGGUUUUACAUGCACGCACUUCAUUCAUUGAAGAUGGCUCCGAUGCAGAUGCACAUAGCGAGACUGCUCGAUGGCUGAAGGGUUGUUAUUUUGAACCUGAUACCAUGCUAGAUCGGGGAAGGGUGUUGAGGGCGAAGCUUGAGAAGGAAUCUCUCUAG
This is a messenger RNA of Suillus bovinus, 1230 nucleotides long. RefSeq lists its product as uncharacterized. Gene Ontology annotation, molecular function: oxidoreductase activity. NCBI's taxonomy places the organism in Eukaryota, Fungi, Basidiomycota, Agaricomycetes, Boletales, Suillaceae. The record is from RefSeq and is a predicted model, not a curated record. The transcript has 3 exons. The annotation marks the transcript as partial. Gene Ontology annotation, cellular component: mitochondrion. Gene Ontology annotation, biological process: carnitine biosynthetic process.